AUACUGUAGUUUAUAUGUAAGUGAUUCCCAGUUAGUAUUGAAAUUAUGGAUCUAUUAUAUGGCAAACAUAAAGAAAAUUUUGGAUUUGGCGGACAAAACACAUCUGAACGUUUAAGACCAUUACGGCUCAAAUGUCGGCAAUUAAUGAAAACAAUAAAUUUAACAAAUGAUACGCUUUUGAAAAUGACAUCAAAUGCUAACAAUAACAACACUGAUGACAAUCAGGAAGACGAGUACAAACAUCUCAAGAGUUAUAUAUCAAUACUCGUUAAGAUCGGUUCCAAACGGUUCUCUCAAUUCAAGACAUUGAGAAAUAAGAUAUCGUUUUUGAUGAAAGAGUUGGAACGCCUGCCGGAGACUAACUUCGAGAAAGAGGUGACCAAUGAAGACAUGUCUAGAUUUAUACUAUCAGUUGAUAAUCUCGUGAAAGUUGAAAAUCUUUGCGAAGAACUUGAAGACACUUAUGAACAAAACAAAUUGAAAAGAAAACGUAUGGAUCAGAAGUUGUAUCAUCUAUGGGAUCAAUUGGAAGUUAACGCAGUUUACAGACAACACUUUUUAAUUGCCGCAAAAGGAUGUCGGCCGUCGGCACUUAUGGCCAUUGAUAAAGAGAUUAACAAAUUUAAGUCAUUAAUGACUAACAAAACAAAUAAAGAAAAAAUUGAAGAAAUGCGUCAAAAAUUAUCAAAUUUGUAUAUAAAAAGCUAUAUAUCUGAUGAACAAAGAAGUCGAUUCCAGACGUUUAUGGAGUCCGAAGAAUAUACAUACGAGUUAUGCGAUUAUCACGAGUUAGAGCUCCAGAAGUAUCAGCAGUACUAUGAAGACAAUCGACAGACAUUUGAAACGUUGUAUGAAUGGCACCAAUUGGUCAGUCGAUUGUCUGAACUUCAAGACAGAGGACGAGAUAUCAAACGAUUUCAUAAUCGCGGCGGUGCUCUGUUGGCUGAAGAAAGAGAGAAAUCAACUAUUAUUAAGAAAAUACCGAUUAUUGAGAAUAUGGUAUUGAAAUUAAAUGAACAACAAGUUGUCAAAUGUCGGCAACAGAUCAAAGUCUAUGAUAUUCCUGUAAAAAAUUAUUUUGAAAAUCAUAAGAGAAAUGCAAUGGAAAUGAAUAAACUAAAGAAAUGAAUGUAUUUUAUAAAAGUAAAAUUUAUACAAUA
This is a messenger RNA of Oppia nitens, 1160 nucleotides long. RefSeq names its product protein regulator of cytokinesis 1-like. Gene Ontology annotation, molecular function: microtubule binding. The record is from RefSeq and is a predicted model, not a curated record. Bases 46 to 1128 code for a protein of 360 amino acids. Lineage: Eukaryota; Metazoa; Arthropoda; Arachnida; Sarcoptiformes; Oppiidae. Gene Ontology annotation, biological process: mitotic spindle midzone assembly; microtubule cytoskeleton organization. Gene Ontology annotation, cellular component: cytoplasm; spindle; mitotic spindle midzone. The transcript is spliced from 2 exons.